AUGACAAACACCACCGGCGCCUUUCAGGAGUGGACCGAUGAUAUUGAGAAGGCGCGCGCCAACCUUGGCAUCCAGGGGAUGAGUGUGGCUGUUGUCCACAAAGGCAGGAUUAUCUAUGCUCAGGGCUUUGGUAAGAGAAAUGAUACGGAUCCAUUCACCCCAGAGACAAUCGCCAACAUCGCCUCAAUGACCAAGGCAUUCACUGCCGCCGCAGUGGGAGAACUGAUUGCUGAGAACAAGGCUAAGUGGGAAGCCCCUGUCAGUGAGUACCUCCCCGAGUUCAAGCUCAAGGACCCUCGCCUGACCGCCGAGAUCAACUUUAUCGACCUGCUCGCUCACCGAACAGGCUACGUUGGGCAGGACUUUGAAUGGUACCAACGGUCCAAGGACUGGAUUGAGCUCAUCAAGCUGCUGAGACACGUCGACCCAGUGGUACCCUUGCGAUCGAAAUUCAUCUACACCAAUACCAUGUACUGCGUGGCGGGCGAGGCUGCGGGAAGGAUUGCUGGUACCUCCUAUGAGCAAGUCGUUUACGACAAGUUGUUUCAACCUAUUGGCAUGCAAUCGACUGGCAUGUUUAUGGAUGAGUUAGUGAGCCGCCCGAACCACGCGCUGCCUUACACAGGCAAGUCGUUUGAGGCUCUACAGUGCGGGGAGACGCGUCAAGUUCCACUCAAGCACUACCCCAUCCCGACACCCCCUUCUGGCGACAUUUGCUCGAACGUGAUCGAUCUUGCCAAGUGGGCCAAUGUGAUGCUGCAUGGCGGACAGCUGAAUGGAGUGCAAGUGCUGCACAAGGAGACGGUUGAAAUGGUGACCACCGCUUGGAUUGUUCAGAAAGUCCUUCCGCCUCGAGAUCCAGACUCGAGCCUUUCAGCAUAUGGUAUGGGCUGGUUCAUUGAGCAGUACAAGGGGCGUCACACCAUUCUCCAUGCUAGCACAAUCCCAUACUACAUUGCCGAUCGCGUGCUCAACCUACCCAGGACAAAAGACUGGCUUUUCGAGGUUGCCGUUCAAGAAACAAGGGACCUGUACAGGUUUUUUGGCGCCGACAACAAUCCUGAAAUUUUGGACAGUCUCUUCCCUCCGCGUUUGCAACAAAAACCUCCGACGCGCCUUCUUGAGGAGUUUGCAGGCGAAUACACCCACCCUUAUGCCCAAAAGAUUUUUAUCCGAAUCGAGCCUGGCACAAGCGAGGAGGACGGCGCGCCUGCUUUGGCAUGCAAGCUCGGCGCUUUUGAUCGUACCUUGGAGCACUAUCAUUACGACUCCUUCCGCCUCCAGCUGUUGGAUGAUCUCAUAGACGAUACGUUUGCUUAUCCACUGUUGCUGACGUUUGUCGCAGGCCACGACGGCUUGGUCAGCGAGUGCCGAGUGCUCAUGUUGGGCAAAGAGCAAGUAUUUACAAAGGUCCAGCCGGAUACCAUUUAA
Messenger RNA from Linnemannia hyalina, 1431 nucleotides. NCBI's taxonomy places the organism in Eukaryota, Fungi, Mortierellomycota, Mortierellomycetes, Mortierellales, Mortierellaceae. The record is from the annotation of a GenBank genome assembly.